AGAUUUUUACACCUCAUGUCAAAAUUGACACCUUUUUUACAUUUUUAUCCUUACACGGUUUUUUAAACUUUUUUAACUUUUACAUUUUUCAAUUUUACUUUUCAAAAAGUUUAAUAAUUACAAUUUUACCUUUUCCCUUCUUCCUUACACACGUACACGCACGCCACCUCAUAAAUCCUUUCUUGUUUUUUUUUUUUUUGAAUUUUUCAUUUACCUGAUUCUUCCACUCUUCAAACCGAGCUUCCCACGAUCACCAUUAUCAAGCCCUAACCAAUUUUUUCUUCCCACGAUCACCUUCUCCAAGCCCUCACCCACGUUUUCCUCAACCUACAUUGUCAUCCUCCUCUAUUUUUUCUCUAUAUAAAUGGCAACCACUAGAAGUGGUUCGAAAUCACCAUCUCCGGCGAAGAAAGUUUCUAAAAAAUCGAAGAAGGCUCCAACUGUUACUUCCAAAGUCGAACCUAAAAUGGGGUUAAAAAAAAUUGCUAAAAAUUUAGUGGCUGAUGUUCCAGAGACAUUGGCCUCUAAGAAAAGAGCCCUUCCUGUUAAAGUAGAUGCUCCUAAGACUAAGAGAGCAAAAAUUUCCAAGUCUGCACGCGAUGUUUCCUCAGAUUCUGAUUUUGAGGAUGAAGUGCAUGGUGAGGACCAAAAGCCCAAAGUUGAAUCAAAGGUCCAUGCUAGGACCUCAGUGAAGGUUGAAGGAUUUGACCUACCAAAGAAAAAUCCCCCUAAGGAAUGGGAUUAUAUUUAUGACCAGAAGAAUCUGUUCAUUGCUAAAGCCUUUUCCACUGCUACUUUCCAGGUGAUAGAGAACAUUAAAUCUUGUCUUUCAGAUGUACAGCUUGAAAUCUUUUCAAAAACCUGUUUUGGUCAUUUCCUUAACCUUCCCGAUUUUAAAGUUCAACCCCAAGUGUUUCAUGGGUUGUUGCUCCGAGAGGUUCAGCAACCUAAUGAUGCUGAGUUGUGGGUAAUGAUACGCGGUGUUAGGCUUAGGUUUAGCAUUGAGGAAUUUGCAUUGAUUAUUUGGGUUAGGCUGUGA
Molecule: messenger RNA, 1039 nt
Organism: Cannabis sativa
Lineage: Eukaryota; Viridiplantae; Streptophyta; Magnoliopsida; Rosales; Cannabaceae
Exons: 4
Coding region: 365-1039 (224 amino acids)
Source: RefSeq, a predicted model, not a curated record